AUGGCGAGGCAAACCUGCAGAAAAAAAAAAGGGGGCAUCUCACCAGCAUCUUUCAGCAUAACGCACAGCAGCUGCCCCUGGCUCACUGCAGCGUCUGCGGCGACGCCCGACGCGGCGAUCCCGGUCUACUGCAUGGCAUGGCCCGAAAACGAUCGACCCGGCCGCACUUGA
This is a messenger RNA of Chondrus crispus (carragheen), 171 nucleotides long. RefSeq lists its product as hypothetical. NCBI's taxonomy places the organism in Eukaryota, Rhodophyta, Florideophyceae, Gigartinales, Gigartinaceae. The record is from RefSeq and is a predicted model, not a curated record. The coding region runs from base 1 to 171 and encodes 56 amino acids. The transcript has a single exon.